UUGACAGUUACUUGGCAUUCCACUUUUGAGGUUAAAUAACGGGUCUAAUUAGUUCGGUUUUCAAUACUAUUUCAAAAAUUAAUCGAUAUCUGAUACAAAAAGUAGUAUUAUGACUGCCGAUUUCUAUAUUCGGUAUUAUGUGGGCCACAAAGGUAAAUUCGGCCACGAAUUCUUGGAAUUUGAAUUCAGGCCUGAUGGCAAGCUAAGGUACGCCAACAACUCAAAUUACAAAAACGAUACAAUGAUCCGUAAGGAGGUAUACGUACACCAGUGCGUUAUGGAAGAGCUGAAGAGGAUAAUAGUGGAUUCAGAAAUAAUGCAAGAGGAUGAUUCUCUCUGGCCACCACCGGACAGGAUUGGCCGUCAGGAAUUGGAAAUAGUGAUCAACGAUGAACAUAUAUCAUUCACAACCUCCAAAACUGGCUCGUUGGUAGACGUAAGCCAGUCGAAAGAUCCUGAAGGAUUGAGGUGUUUCUAUUAUUUGGUUCAAGAUCUCAAAUGUUUGGUAUUCUCGUUGAUUGGACUCCAUUUUAAAAUUAAGCCUAUAUAGAAUGUGCUUUGUGAAGGAAAGAUUCAUUAUUCGUAUCUGUAAAACAAUUUUGAUAACUUAUUUGUAUGAUUGCUGAAUAUAUAUUCAGUAGUAAAAA
Molecule: messenger RNA, 647 nt
Organism: Coccinella septempunctata (seven-spotted ladybird)
Lineage: Eukaryota; Metazoa; Arthropoda; Insecta; Coleoptera; Coccinellidae
Gene: mago
Product: protein mago nashi
Exons: 1
Coding region: 110-550 (146 amino acids)
Biological process (GO): RNA splicing
Cellular component (GO): catalytic step 2 spliceosome; nucleus; exon-exon junction complex
Source: RefSeq, a predicted model, not a curated record